Molecule: messenger RNA, 438 nt
Organism: Dracunculus medinensis (Guinea worm)
Lineage: Eukaryota; Metazoa; Nematoda; Chromadorea; Rhabditida; Dracunculidae
Source: the annotation of a GenBank genome assembly
AUGCGAGUCACUAGGAUUUUGCUGAGGAAUUUGAAUAAGAAACAUUGGGAUCGACGUGUUUGGGAGAUCGGCUAUCGUGGACCUUUAUUGCCUAUGCUUAAAGGGACUGGGAGACCUGAUUUUCGAGUGAGUGAGAAUGAUGUAGCUGUAUUACGACAAAGGCUUAAUAUGGAAUAUCAAGUCAUGAAAUAUUUGGCAACUCCUUACUUCACUAAGGAACAAGAAGCAGCAUAUAUUGCUGAAUAUGGAACGCCAGAAGAGCAGCGAGAAAAAGAAAUAUUAGAGAGCGAGCAACGUCGAAUGCCGGGAAAGCCUAAAAGAAUUUCCGAAUGGAAAAAUAAUUCUCGUGUUCAUGCAAAUAUUGGUAAUUUACUCCAUUCUCAUCGAACUGUAGAAGAUUCGAUGAAAGAGUUGAUAAAUAGGCAUCGAUGGGAUUGA